AUGGAGAAAUAUGAGAAAUUAUCAGAUUUUCACAAGAAAUUCUACAUUCCUUCGUACGUGCUCUCGCCUGAAGCCGAUCCUGUGGCGAUGCCAAGAACUCCACCUGAGAAUCCAAUUCUCGUAUUCAUCAACUCCAAAAGCGGAGGCCAACUCGGUGGACAGCUUAUUCUUACCUACCGCACUAUUCUCAACGACAAACAGGUAUUUGAUCUUGGGGUAGAGAGUCCGGAUCAGGUGCUACGGAGAAUAUAUCUUAACCUAGAGAGGCUAAAGGACGAUGCUUUCGCUUGCAAGAUCCAGGAGAAGUUGAAAAUAAUUGUUGCAGGGGGAGAUGGAACAGCUGGUUGGAUUCUUGGAAUUGUUUGUGAUCUUAAAUUAUCUAAUCCACCUCCAAUUGCUACUAUCCCUUUGGGUACAGGAAACAACCUUCCAUUUGCAUUUGGAUGGGGUAAGAAAAAUCCUGGAACAGAUAAGUCUUCCGUGGAGUCUUUUUUUAAUCAAGUGAUCAAAGCAAAAGAGAUGAAGAUAGACAAUUGGUACACACUUAUGAGGAUGAAGGCUCCCAAAAAAGGCUCUUGUGAAUCUAUUGAGUUACCGCCUUCUCUACAUUCAUAUCAUAAUGUUUCUCCAUCAGAUCAAGAAGGUUACCUCACGUUUCGAGGGGGAUUCUGGAAUUACUUUAGCUUGGGAAUGGAUGCUCAAGUAUCUUAUGAAUUUCAUUCUCAGAGAAAAUUGCACCCGGAAAAUUUUAAAAAUCAGAUGGUUAAUCAGAGAAGCCAAACUCCACCAUUCGUUGAUGAUGGGCUCAUCGAAAUCGUUGGGUUUAGAAAUGCUUGGCAUGGUCUUGUUCUGCUUACUCCAAAUGGUCAUGGGACAAGACUAGCUCAGGCAAAUCGAAUUCGGUUUGAAUUUAAGAAAGGUGCAGCGAGGCAUGCAUACAUGAGAAUGGAUGGAGAGCCGUGGAAACAGCCACUGCCACUUGAUGAUGAUGAAACUGUGAUGUUAGAGAUUUCACAUCAUGGACAAGUAAACAUCCUUGCAACCGACAAUUGCAAGUCAAAAAGCAUGCAUGAGUCUUCUUCCACGACCCGGUUUAGUGAUGGAAAUGAUCAUGACUCAUCAGAGGCUCAAGGUGAGGAGGAGUUUAGAAAGUUUGGUGCGGCUGAUUCAUUUAAGCAUCCCAAAGAUCUUUGA
This is a messenger RNA of Thlaspi arvense, 1194 nucleotides long. NCBI's taxonomy places the organism in Eukaryota, Viridiplantae, Streptophyta, Magnoliopsida, Brassicales, Brassicaceae. The record is from the annotation of a GenBank genome assembly.